Messenger RNA from Eruca vesicaria subsp. sativa (arugula), 989 nucleotides. The record is from the annotation of a GenBank genome assembly. NCBI's taxonomy places the organism in Eukaryota, Viridiplantae, Streptophyta, Magnoliopsida, Brassicales, Brassicaceae.
CAAAAACCCUAAUCGACGCUUCCAAAAUUAAUCUGCUUCCACAGAAUUUCAAAUCACACAUCCUUCGUCGAAUCAUCAUCGUCUCGCAAUCGCUUCAAAUGGCUUCGAAAACUGCUGCUGCUAAAGACAUCAUCACACUCCACGGAUCCGCCGCCAUCGUCAGCGAGUUCUUCUGUUACGCUGCCAACAGUAUACUGUACAAUCGAGCAGUUUACCCAGAAGAAAGCUUUGUGAAAGUGAAGAAGUAUGGUCUUCCAAUGUUGCUUACUCAAGAUGAAUCCGUCAAGUCAUUCUUAUCAAACCUCACUUCUCAAAUCUCCGAGUGGCUUGAAGCUGGGAAGUUGCAGAGAGUAGUGUUGGUGAUAAUGAGUAAAGCUACUGGUGAGGUCUUGGAGAGGUGGAAUUUUCGUGUUGAGACUGAUUCUGAAGUUGUUGAGAAAGGUGUGUCGAGGGAGAAGAGUGAUAAGGAGAUUAUGAGGGAGAUUCAAGCUAUUAUGAGACAGGUUGCUUCCAGUAUUACUUACUUGCCUUGUCUUGAUGAACCAUGUGUGUUUGAUGUGUUGGCGUAUACGGACACGGAUGUGGCUGUUCCGUUUACAUGGGUGGAAAGUGAUCCGAAACUUAUUGCUAAUCCACAGAUGGUUAAGCUACACGCUUUUGAUACCAAGAUUCACAAAGUGGACACCCUUGUCUCAUACAAGAACGAUGAAUGGGAUGAAGAAGAGUAGUAAUACAACAAGCCUCUUGUUCAAGCUCAACCAGUGUUUUCCUUUUCUCAAGUUCUUGAAAGUCAAGUGAAUCUUUUAUUCACCUAUGUUGUUUUCUAUUUUUCUUCUUUCCGGAUUGUGUGAGAAUCAUGUAGCUUUGUUGUUGCGUUUGUUCAAAAGUCAUCAGUUUUUCGUUUGUGUCUGUCCCCUGGCCUUGCAUUGACCAUUAUGUCUUACAAACCAAAACAUAUAUUGAUUUCAGUAAAAGUCUAUCGACCCCUG